This is a messenger RNA of Leptinotarsa decemlineata (Colorado potato beetle), 1594 nucleotides long. It is a transcript of the gene Arr2, whose product is annotated as Arrestin 2. Gene Ontology annotation, biological process: signal transduction; G protein-coupled receptor internalization. Gene Ontology annotation, molecular function: G protein-coupled receptor binding. The record is from RefSeq and is a predicted model, not a curated record. NCBI's taxonomy places the organism in Eukaryota, Metazoa, Arthropoda, Insecta, Coleoptera, Chrysomelidae. Gene Ontology annotation, cellular component: cytoplasm.
CACCUACCGAUCUGGUCGUCUCCACUUCUGGUGGUGGAAUAUCAGAAAAUAGACUCGAAACUUCAACGUUCACCGCGAAAAAAGUUUAAUCGUACUUUUCUAAUCAACCACAAAUGGUGGUUGCAGUUAAAGUUUUCAAAAAGACAACACCCAAUGGUAAAGUCACCGUUUAUCUGAGCAAGAGAGACUUCAUUGACCAUCUCACCCGAACUGAUCCAAUAGAUGGCGUGGUCGUUGUUGAAGAUGGCUACCUUCAGGGCAGAAAGGUAUUUGGACAGGUGCUUACCCUCUACCGAUAUGGUCGAGAAGAAGACGAGGUUAUGGGUGUCAAGUUCAGCAAAGAAAUGGUCAUAGACUGCGACCAAAUAGUACCAUGUAAAAAAGAGAAGCAACAGUUGACGCCUAUUCAGGAGAAGUUGACCAAGAAGCUGGGGCCCAAUGCUCAUCCAUUCACUUUCACUUUCCCCGAAAUGUCUCCCUGCUCUGUCACCCUUCAACCCGGCGAGGAUGACCAAGGCAAACCCCUUGGAGUCGAAUACUUCGUGAAAUGCUACGUCGGUUCCAACGAAGAGGACAAAGGAAGUAAACGCAGCACCGUCCAGCUGGCGAUCAAGAAACUGCAAUUCGCUCCCCCAGCGAAGGGAGCCAGUCGUCUUCCUAGUUCUCUGAUAUCCAAAGGCUUUACUUUCUCCAGCGGAAAGAUCAACCUGGAAGUGACCCUUGACAAGGACAUCUACUAUCAUGGCGAAAAGAUAGGCGCUAAUGUGAUGAUCAGCAAUAACUCCAGGAAGCAAGUGCGCAAUAUUAAGGUCUACGUUGUCCAGCACUGCGAAGUCACCAUGGUAAAUGCUCAAUUCUCCAAAUACGUGGCAAGCUUGGAGACUCGCGAAGGGUGCCCUAUCACGCCGGGUGCCAGUUUUACCAAAGUGGUGUACCUGGUGCCUCUAGCUUCCAGCAACAAGGACCGCCGAGGAGUUGCUUUGGACGGACGUCUUCGUGACGACGACGCUAAUCUGGCCAGUUCCACUUUGGUGCCGGACGGAAAAUGUCCCAUCGACGCUAUUGGUAUAGUGAUAUCUUAUUCGUUGAGGGUGAAAUUAAACUGCGGCACUCUCGGGGGAGAGCUAGUCACAGACGUCCCAUUCAAACUACUACAUCCCGCUCCCGGCACCAUCGAGAAGGAACGGGCUCAAGCCAUUAAGAAGAUGAAGUCCAUCGACAAGGGAAGGUACGAGCAAAGCUUCGCUAACGACGAUGAGGAUAACAUCGUCUUCGAGGAUUUUGCCAGAUUUAGACUCAGCAGAGAUGAACUGGAGUAACUCGAGAUUACCAACUUAUCGAAAAAUCGUUUGUAUUGUGCAAUACAAAUGCAAUCACCAACCCGCUUGAGCUCACUAACGGUCUACCAUAAAGAUACAUGAAGUAGAACGUUCUUCUUUAUUUUUCCGCCAGAAUAAAAGUUAACAGAUAUGUACAUUUGAUGUUAGCGUCUCAGACGAUGAAAAAGUGAUGUAUAAUAAUUUUUUUUGUGCUUGAACCGAUAAGAUUUUGUUUUAGAUUUAGAUUUAGAUUAGAAUAAAAACUAUACAAGACA